UAGAAACACGACUUAAAACCUCAUAACCAAAACACGUUUUUUACUUCUGAAAAUCCUCUCUUCCGACGCCGACGCAGGGGAGAAGAUCAAACAAGAAUGGCGGCAUCUUCGGCUCUCUCCAGAAUCGCGAAUCUCGGAAGGCACUUGAACCCUACCUCAAAGGGUGAAGCGAAAGUUAAAUUAUCCAAAGAGGUUUCGGAGGCUUUAUCAGCGGGGAAUCCGAUUGUUGCGCUUGAAUCGACGAUUAUUUCACACGGGAUGCCGUAUCCACAGAAUUUGGAGACAGCUAAAGAAGUAGAGGCAGUUGUAAGGCAAAAUGGAGCUGUACCCGCUACUAUUGCUAUUUUGGAUGGAACACCAUGCAUAGGUUUAUCAGCAGAAGAGCUUGAGAGGUUGGCUGUCCUUGGAAGAAAAGCUCGAAAGACAGCUCGCCGGGACAUUGCACAUGUUGUGGCUACUGGAGGAAUUGGUGCAACAACUGUCUCUGCAACCAUGUUUUUUGCUUCUAUGGCUGGCAUUCCCAUUUUUGUCACGGGGGGCAUUGGUGGAGUACAUCGACAUGGAGAGAGUACAUUGGAUAUUUCUUCUGAUCUCACGGAGCUUGGAAGGACACCUGUUGCUGUAGUUUCUGCUGGUGUCAAAUCAAUAUUAGAUAUUUCAAGAACCCUUGAGUAUUUGGAAACUCAAGGAGUCUGUGUUGCUGCAUACCAGACCAAUGAGUUCCCUGCCUUCUUCACUGAUAAGAGCGGCUACAAGGCACCUUGCCAUGUUGAUUCACCUGAGGAUUGUGCUCGACUAAUAGAUUCAAACAUUGGUCUUGGCCUGGGCACUGGAGUUCUGAUAGCAGUCCCCAUUCCCAAAGAGCAUUCUGCUUCAGGAAACAUAAUUGAGUCAGCAAUACAGAGAGCUCUUAAAGAGGCUCGGGAGCAUAAUGUGACUGGCAGUGCUGAAACGCCUUUCUUACUUGCUAGAGUGAAUGAGCUCACUGGGGGAGCAUCCCUUGCUGCAAACAUUGCUCUAGUGAAAAACAAUGCCCGCGUUGGUGCACAGAUUGCUGUCUCUCUCUCCCAAAUCCAAAAUCAUAAGCGUAAAGGUUGACCGUUUGAUGAUACCUAAAGGAAGCAUCAGUGCCAACAGUUUGUUGAGAAGGAAUGGGUGAAACUUCAAUUUCUCUCCUUGUAAAGAUCUUACCCUGCAGAAGAAUAGAAGAAAUGGUUUGGAGAUAUGUGGAUGUUUCUUGCUGCUCCCACUGCAAAGAGCACUGAGGAACAAAACUGAUGGCAAAUUGUUCUAAAUCGGUUGUGUUAGGACACCUGCAUCUGAAUCUUAGUGCUUUUAUUUCACCUCAACAUUAUUUAAGAUAUGUGCAUUCAGAUGUAUAAGUGUCAAAUAUUUUCUGUGACACUAUAUUUUGUGUUUUGCUGGAAGACUAUUUAUAAGAAUAACCAGAAGUAUAAAAUGCUCAGCUCCACGAAACUUGGAUUUCCAAUACAUAGGUAGAACUCCAGAGUUAAGUUACACAGUCAAACAAUUAGUGUCUCCCCACCACAUUCUUACAAUGCAUUCUUUUAGCAUUGGAAAUCCCAUAAAACAUUAGGCACAGG
Andrographis paniculata is the source of this 1604-nucleotide messenger RNA. Its product is annotated as pseudouridine-5'-phosphate glycosidase. The record is from RefSeq and is a predicted model, not a curated record. NCBI's taxonomy places the organism in Eukaryota, Viridiplantae, Streptophyta, Magnoliopsida, Lamiales, Acanthaceae. The transcript is spliced from 14 exons. Gene Ontology annotation, molecular function: pseudouridylate synthase activity. The coding region runs from base 97 to 1098 and encodes 333 amino acids.